Aspergillus mulundensis is the source of this 1071-nucleotide messenger RNA. Its product is annotated as dihydroorotase. Gene Ontology annotation, cellular component: cytoplasm. The record is from RefSeq and is a predicted model, not a curated record. Gene Ontology annotation, biological process: pyrimidine nucleotide biosynthetic process; 'de novo' pyrimidine nucleobase biosynthetic process. Lineage: Eukaryota; Fungi; Ascomycota; Eurotiomycetes; Eurotiales; Aspergillaceae. Gene Ontology annotation, molecular function: dihydroorotase activity. The transcript is spliced from 4 exons. Bases 1 to 1071 code for a protein of 356 amino acids.
AUGCCUCUCUCAAAGCUGCAGGGUGUCAAGCUCCCCGCCUCGGCCGACUUCCACGUCCACCUCCGCGAUGGCGAUAUGAUGGAGCUGGUCACCCCCACCAUCAGACAAGGUGGUGUCAACACUGUUUUCGUCAUGCCGAAUCUUGUUCCGCCUGUCACCACAGUCGACCGCGCGCUCGAGUACAAGCAGCGUCUGCAGGCAAUUGAGCCAAACGUAAACUUCCUCAUGUCUCUGUACCUGCACGAGUCUAUUACGCCGGAAACCAUCAUCGAUGCCAAGAAGCGCGGCAUCACGGGUGUUAAGAGUUACCCGGCUGGUGUGACGACCAACUCUUCUGCUGGUGUGGUCGACUACGAGCAGUUCUAUCCCGUCUUUGCUGAGAUGGAGCGCCAGGGUAUGAUCCUGAACUUGCACGGAGAGGUUCCCUCUCAGGGCGAUGUGACAGUCCUCUCUGCGGAGGAGCGCUUCCUGCCCACCCUCCUGCAACUGCAUGAGAAGUUCCCCAAGCUCCGGAUCAUCCUGGAGCACUGUACCACUGCCGCGGCUGUGGAAGCUGUCAAGAAGUGCGGGCCGACCGUCGCGGGAACCAUUACCGCUCACCACCUGUCGAUUAUCAUUGACUCCUGGGCCGGAGACCCUUUUUGCUUCUGCAAGCCUGUCGCCAAGACUCCUGCUGACCGAGACGCUCUUCUGCGGGCUGCCGCAUCCGGCAACUCCAAGUUCUUCUUCGGCUCGGAUAGUGCACCGCACCCCGCAGCAUCCAAGAGAGGUGGAGAGAAAAUCGCUGCAGGUGUCUUCACUCAGCCGUAUACGACCCAGCUGGUGGUUGACGCCUUCGAGCAGGCCUGUCAAAACGGCGUCCUGAAAGAGGACGAUAUCACCCCUGAGAUCAUCGAGGGGUUCAUGAGCAAAUUCGGCCGCGCCUUCUACGGCCUUGAGGCUGAGCAAAAGGAGUUCAUCACUCUUGAAAAGAAAGAUGAGAAGGUCGUAAACAUCCUCAAGUCGGAUAAGGUGGACGUAGUCCCUUUCAGAAGGGAUCAGGAGACAUGGAGCGUGACCUGGUCUUCAUAA